This is a messenger RNA of Gymnogyps californianus (California condor), 1764 nucleotides long. It is a transcript of the gene RABIF, whose product is annotated as RAB interacting factor. Gene Ontology annotation, biological process: small GTPase-mediated signal transduction; post-Golgi vesicle-mediated transport. The transcript is spliced from 2 exons. NCBI's taxonomy places the organism in Eukaryota, Metazoa, Chordata, Aves, Accipitriformes, Cathartidae. The coding region runs from base 1 to 429 and encodes 142 amino acids. The record is from RefSeq and is a predicted model, not a curated record. Gene Ontology annotation, molecular function: guanyl-nucleotide exchange factor activity; zinc ion binding. Gene Ontology annotation, cellular component: cytosol; membrane.
AUGGCGGCGGCCUGCGCCGAGAUGGAGUCGGCGGCGGCGCCUCCUCCGUCUCCUCCUCCUCCCGCCGCCGCGGCGGGCUCGGCCGAGCUGGUGUGCGCGCAGGGCCGGAACCUGAAGGCAGUGCUGUGCCAGCGCUGCGGGUCCCGGGUGCUGCUGCCCGGCGCCGCCACCUUCGCCCGCCGUGAGCUCCUCCUGCCCGCCAUGAGGAAGAAGGCGGCGGCGGCAGCGGGCGGCGGCGGCGGGGACGUGGUGCGGGAGCACUGGCUGGUGCGCGACAUGUUCUCCUUCGAGAACGUCGGCUUCACCCGCGACGUGGGCAACGUCAAGUUCCUGGUGUGCGCCGACUGCGAGGCGGGGCCCAUCGGCUGGCACUGCCUCGACGACAAGGACAGCUUCUACGUGGCGCUGGAGCGCGUGGCCCACGAGUGACACCGGCGCUGCCGCCCGGGCUGGGGCUGGGGGCGAUGGUCCUGGGCACCUGCUUGGGGAGCUGGGCUUGGCCACCGGGAACCCCGCCUGCCCUGCAGCCUGGCUGCCCUGCUGCCUGACAGCGACAGACUGAGCCAAGGCCCAGCGGACCGACCGCGGCUUGGCCACCCCGCAGCCUUGCCGGUUGGCAGCCCACGGCCCGGCUGCCCCGUACCUGACUGACCACAGCCUGCCUACGCCACGGCUUGACUGACCUACAGCCCAGCUGGUCACCCCACAGCCCAGAUCCACGGACUGACCAGCGCAAAGAAGCGCAGCACCGGCACAGCCAGCUCCUCACCUGAGCCCACAUGGGAGGGACGUCAUCGAUGGGAGGGUCCCCUGUGACCUGCAGGGACAGCUCACCGCGAGAAUUUUGCCAAAUAGCGUGAUCCGCCAGUGUCUGGCUGCUCUCUGUCACUUCUUCCUUGUGUGGCUGCUGUUUUUCAAACAUGCUAAGAUGUCUUUCAGGCCGAUCGGUUUGUGACACAGCCAUGUAAAUGUGGGUGCUGGCACAAGGGCAAGGGGAGGACAGGACUGCUGCAUUGAAUCAUUGUGGCAGCUUAAAUUGUCUGAACUACAGCCAAAGCGGUUAUAGGGUUUAAGGCCAUAUCUUCUGUUGAUUUUCAGAAGACAUGUUCCCUGCCCCAAACCCUAACAUUUAGGUUCUCUAAAACCUCAUCCUACCUGACAACUGUACCCUGUAAGAGUAUAUGGCACCUAAAGUGUGUGUAAGGCAUUUUAGCUAACAUUGUAUGCAGUUUUAUUAACUGAGUACUUGGAAAUAAAAUAAGAUACAGGUAGAGUUUGCAGACAGCAUGGGCUGAUAGAGAGGCAAAUAAAGAAAAUGUGCAAGAUCAUAGUAUUUCCAGGCAGCAAGAAUGAAGAGAUUCCAACCUGAAAAGUAUCUGAACCAUUGGACAAGCAGUGUCCAGUGACUGCAUGUCUCAGUGCUGAAGAAUGUUAAAACAGCCGCGUGUGUAUGAAACAGAAAAGUCGGGAAGGAAUUUCUCUUCUGUAAAAGCAGCUGGUAGGAGCAAUGCUGGGAUAUCGUGUCCAGUUUUGGUCUCUGCCUUUUAAAAGAUGGGCGCAAAGCUGAUUGAAGGAGGCUGCAGCAGCCAUGGUUCUCACUGUAUUUAUCUUUUGGUAAUUGUGGUCCAGUUUGCAUUCUCCAUUUGCAAACCCCUGUAUGAAUAAUACAGCAGCUUUGCAGUGAUCGUCUUGGGUCACAGAGGACAUGCCUUACUGCAGGAGGUGUAUCAGUAUACUACGCUAAUAAACACUUCUGGUACCAGU